AUGAGCAAAAAAUAAACCCGCCCCUUAUUCAUUCCCAAACCAGAAAAUGGAGAAUUCCCAUUUGACAUAAAAAAUGUUAAUACAAAUGAUAUUAAACCUAUAGACUUUUAUAGGAUGUAUAAUUCCUUAUAAAUGAUGAUUGAAAAAUUGAUUUAAGAUUAAGUAAGAAUAUAUAUGAUUUGAGGUUGUUCAAUAAAAAGUUUAAACAAAUAUUGAUGCCAUAUUUCGAGUAUUUAUUUAAAAAGACUUAAAUCCUCCUCCUCCAUAGAAGCUUGUUGGAAGAAGAAGUUCACCAUAUACGUAUCAAAAACAGGAGUUUUGGUUGUUGGUUGAACAUCUUAAUUCAUUAGGCUUUUCAUAUAGAUAAAUAUCAGAGAAAUUGCAAGUACAUUAUGUUCAGAUUUCAACUCAUCAUAGAAAUACUGUUGAUUAUGAUGAUGAAUCUGAAUAAGAAUUAUUAUAAGUGAAGAAAUAAACAAAAGUGAAGGUGAAAUAAGAAUAAAUGGUCGAGAAAUAACCAUAUCAAUUUUGUGAUGUAUUUUAGUCAGAUGAUGAAUAAGGAUCAAAAUGA
Molecule: messenger RNA, 571 nt
Organism: Paramecium pentaurelia
Lineage: Eukaryota; Ciliophora; Oligohymenophorea; Peniculida; Parameciidae
Source: the annotation of a GenBank genome assembly